AUGCUGCUUCGACCUUUCAAGCGCAUCGUCGUUUUAGCAACCUUCGCCUCUGCGGAAAUUGCCGACAAGGUCUCGGACCUGCCGCAUGACUUGGCCUACGAUUUCAUCGUCGUUGGAGGCGGAACAGCUGGAAAUGUCGUGGCAAAUCGUCUUUCAGAGAAUCCUCACUUCAAUGUGCUGGUUCUUGAGGCGGGAAUCUCAAAUCGUGGGAUUUUCAACGAUAUGGUUCCUUUUGCGCCAUUUGUUGCCGACAUGCUGCAACCUCAAUUUGAGUGGAACUAUACUACGAUACCUCAACCCGGCCUCAAUGGACGAAUACUCAGCUACCUGCAAGCUUGUAUUCUUGGAGGAGGGAGCUCUCAUAAUGAGAUGCUCUAUACUCGCGGAUCGGCGGAUGAUUUUGACCGCUAUGCGCGCCUUUCUGAGGAUCCUGGUUGGUCAUGGAACAAAAUGCUGUCUUAUUUCUUCAAGAACGAGAAAUGGUCCCCGCCCGCAGAUAACCACGAUACUAGAGGACAAUUCAACCCCGCCGUCCACAGCACGCAAGGAAUCAACUCCGUCAGCUUAGGCGGCUUCCAAUUCCCAGAGUAUAACAGCCACAUAUUACAAACCACGAAAGAGUUGCCAGAGAAAUACGGUUUCAAUAUCGAUACCAACUCGGGUCAUCCUCUCGGACUGGGGUGGCUCCAGUCUACAGUGGGAAAUGGGAUGAGGAGUAGCUCUGCGACGUCCUAUCUGGCAGAGAAAUUCACCCAACGUCCAAAUCUCCAUGUUCUUUUGCGUGCGCAAGUCUCUAGAGUCCUCACUACCGGCAGCAAGACAACCCAUACGCCCUCCUUCACCGAGGUAGAGUUCCGACAGGGAACUACCUUAUACCGAGCCAAAGCUCGAAAAGAAAUCAUUCUUUCCGGUGGAGGGGUCGGGACACCAAAGAUUCUUCUGCAUUCGGGCGUCGGGGACCCAAACCUUCUCUCGUCCCUCGGGAUUCCCCUUGUCCACAAUCUUCCGAGCGUCGGCAAGAAUCUGACGGAUCAGCCAUUCCUCUCUAUCGCCUUCGCUGUGACUUUGAACAACACCCUCGAUGCCAUCACGCAAAAUGCAACAUUGUUCAACGAAGCAUUUGCCCAAUGGAACCGGUCACACACUGGCCCAUUCGUUGUACCGGCUCCGACACAUAUCUCAUGGCAUCGACUCGAUGCGAAUUCUUCCAUCUUGAAGACACAUCCAGACCCGUCUGCGGGCCCAAACACACCCCAUAUCGAAAUAUUACUUGCUCCUGGUGGUGGAGGGCCCGGUAGCUCAGGAACUCAGGUCGGGCAUUUCGUCACCACAAGUUUGUCGAUGGUCACUCCUGCCAGUCGUGGAAGUAUUUCCAUCAACAGCAGCGAUCCGUUCUCUGCUCCUCUCAUCGAUACUGGCCUUCUUCAAGACGAAUUCGAUAUUUUCACGGUGCGGGAGGCGAUUAAGCGGGCGCAAUUGUUUUUCACAGCGCCUAAUUGGCGGAACGUGGUCAUCGGGCCCACGCAGAACUUUGACAACAUGACCACUGCUGAGAUGGACACAUUCAUUAGAAAUACGGCCAUUCCGUCCUUGCAUCUCGUGGGGAGCGCGUCUAUGACGGCACGAGAUGCACCUUAUGGCGUCGUCAACCCCGAUCUUCUGGUUAAAGGGGUCACCGGUCUCAGAAUCGUAGACGCGUCGGUUAUUCCACGGAUACCUAGUGCCCACACCCAAGCGGCAAUAUAUGCAUUUGCAGAGCGUGGCGCAGAUCUAAUAAAGCAACACUGGGCGUAG
Mycena indigotica is the source of this 1794-nucleotide messenger RNA. RefSeq names its product GMC oxidoreductase. The coding region runs from base 1 to 1794 and encodes 597 amino acids. The transcript is spliced from 11 exons. Gene Ontology annotation, molecular function: flavin adenine dinucleotide binding; oxidoreductase activity, acting on CH-OH group of donors. The record is from RefSeq and is a predicted model, not a curated record. NCBI's taxonomy places the organism in Eukaryota, Fungi, Basidiomycota, Agaricomycetes, Agaricales, Mycenaceae.